Molecule: messenger RNA, 1115 nt
Organism: Neolamprologus brichardi
Lineage: Eukaryota; Metazoa; Chordata; Actinopteri; Cichliformes; Cichlidae
Product: immediate early response gene 5-like protein
Source: RefSeq, a predicted model, not a curated record
GAGUUGCAAAUCCAUGCCCUUACUGGGAAGACAUGGAGCGCUAUGGACACAGUCUACACGAAUCUGAUAGGAAUCUCAACUAAAGGCAUCACUAUUUCUCCAGUUUGGAAACAAACGAUUUGAGAGACCGAGAGCAAAGAAAGGGUGGCCCGACUGAGGAUGGAGUGUGCAUUUGAAGCACAGAAUCUGAUCUCCAUUUCUUUGAGGAAAAUCCAAAGCUCCAGGACGCAGAGAGGAGGCAUCAAGCUCCACAAGAACUUACUGGUAACGUACGUACUGAGAAACGCCAGGCAGUUCUACAUGAGCAAAAACUUGUCGCAGAUGCAGAGAACGAAUCCGUACGAGGAUGUAACCGUAGUCCGAGAAAGGCAAGAAUACCUCGAAUGGACGGGGAGCUUCACGGAGUUGGCUGAUGACUUCUACUGCAACUUUACUGGGGUUGAGUCGGACACUUGGCACUGCGGAGCGCACCAGCCCAACGGUCAGCCUGCAGAGGUGGCGCACCAAGGCGCAUCUGCCUGCGCAAUGGAUUCACCGAGUGACUCUGACCUCAUGGUUUCGGACGCCUGUUGGAGCUGUGCGGACAAAUCCUCCUGGGAGUUAUCUAUCCCGAACACGCAAGCCAACCAAAAGACUGUCCUGGACUUGGACACCCAUGUGGUGACUACUGUCACGAACGGAUACUUCCACACAGACUGUUGCGCGCAGCCCAAACAGCCGCAGGGCGCGCAGUGCUACACAAAAAAGCGAAAGAUUGACAUAAGUUAUCAUAUCGUUGAUCCAGAGUUUUAUUUGCCAGACUUUGCGCCAGUGCCGUGUAAAAGAAUGAGGAGUGAUGAUGAUUCACAUUCAGACUCUGACCAGUUGGACAGCACAAACAUCUCCAACCUGAUCUCGGUGCUGGGCUCAGGUGGGCUAUCUGAGUUUGUGAGUUGGCAGCAAACGGACCUUGAGCAAAUAUUCGCCACUCAAACAAUUUGUUUAAAACACACGCUGUUAACAGGCAGCGGCUGGACCAGAGCAAUCGAAGCAUUUUGAUAUGUAUGACUGUGUGUUUUUAAUUUCUUUGUAUCGUUUUAUUUUGCUGCUUUUAAAUAAAUCAUGACACGACUGCA